Messenger RNA from Mercurialis annua (annual mercury), 678 nucleotides. RefSeq names its product 30S ribosomal protein S17, chloroplastic. The transcript has a single exon. Bases 66 to 545 code for a protein of 159 amino acids. Gene Ontology annotation, molecular function: structural constituent of ribosome. Lineage: Eukaryota; Viridiplantae; Streptophyta; Magnoliopsida; Malpighiales; Euphorbiaceae. Gene Ontology annotation, cellular component: ribosome. The record is from RefSeq and is a predicted model, not a curated record. Gene Ontology annotation, biological process: translation.
UAGAUAAUAGCCAAACAAAAUCCUUUCCCCUUUCUUAUCCCAAAAUUUUUCAACAGUCUCUCACAAUGUUACCAACAAUGUCUCUCACAGCUUCACUCAAUUCCCUAACUCUCUCAACCCCAUUUCUCCAUGGCACCACCCACCUCUCCCACCUCACAAAACCCACCUCCUCCCUCACAAUCCGCCCCCAAAAGCCCCCCUCUUUUCUCCCCUCAAUCAGGGCAAUGAAGUCACUCCAAGGCAGAGUUGUGUGCGCCACAAGUGACAAGACAGUGGCAGUUGAAGUGACAAGAUUAGCACCACAUCCUAAGUACAAGAGAAGGGUCCGAAAGAAGAAGAAGUACCAAGCUCAUGACCCUGUAAACCAGUUUAAAGUUGGUGACUUUGUUCAGCUUGAAAAAUGUAGACCCAUCAGCAAGACUAAAACUUUUCUUGCUAUUCCUGUUCCUGCUAGGGUUAGGAAGGAUAGUAAUUCAGGUGUUGUUGAUGGGGAACUUGGAAUUCCUUUGGAGUCUCAACAGGGUUUGCAACCCCAGUUGGCUUAAAUAAAUGUGAGGUUUUGUUGCUUUGUAAUUGUUUUUUUCUUGUUUGAAUUUGAUUUGUGUUGUAAUUUCAUGAUGUCAUACUGUGAUGAUGAGAGCAACUUUGUGGUUAUGAAGUUGAUUUUGUUGAUUUUAA